GGACGCGGGUGUGGCGAUUCACGUGAUCGCGACGAAGCGCGCCGCGUGUUUUGCUUCCGUUCCCACCGAGCGCGUGUCGGGGUAUGCCACAGUCAAAGCUGCGAACAAUGCAUCGCGAACUCUAUCAUCCGCUUUGACCAUCUUGUCUCCUACUUAUACCUGCUCUUGCUCCCCGUACCUGCCUAGCCUCCACCUUUCCUUCCGUACCACCACUUCCCGCACAAACUUCUUUGUAACCGAGGAGGAUCCCUAGGAUCACUGCUCCUCAUGGAAAUUGACCUGCGCAACAUCUCGCGCGACGCCACCGUCUGGGACGUCAAGCGCAAGAUCGGCUCAAUCCUCCACGGUGAUUACUUCUAUAACCCGACAGAUCCAAAAGAUCGCCCUGCAAACUUCCAAGUCACCUUAAACGAAGGGCCGAACGGUAUAACGCACAAUGGCUCAGGAGUAUUGACUCUCGGCAGCCGCAAGCUCGGCGAUAGGUUCUUCAAGUGGCUACACAACCCUGCCAACCAAGGAACCGACGUCGACGUUGAGCUCAAUGGUCAAAAAAUACGAUUUUUCAAGGGUCAAAGCCGACCUCAACGCAACCUCGUCCAAAUAUUGGAAAAGGCACCAUAUCUGCCACCAGAGAUAGAAGAAGAACGAGAGGACAAGCUGCGACAACUUAAUCUUUCCAUACACGUCGACAAGAUACAGUUUGGUAUCCUCUAUCGCCCUGUUGAUGCCACACCGACUUCGGGGCGCGAAUUCUCGAACGAGUUUGAGAUUAGUCACCGUGAGAAGGGCGCAGGUAUUCUCUGGUUCGAAUACGAGCACAAGUUGAUUCGCAUUCAGAUGGGCGAUCCUAUGACUGAGGAACUUGCCCACAAUAUUGCCAUCACCUUUGCCAACAUACGCAAGAUUGCUUGGGGGAAUGAUUUUGGCAAUCCAUUUGUUCUUUUCGAAUUGCUUACGCCACCGAUGCUGGAGAAGCAACGUUUCAACCGGGAACUAACGGGAGACGACUGGCGGGACAACCGUAAGUUCCGCCAACGCCUCAGUAGCGUCAACGAAGCGCACGCCAUUGUCGCACCUUAUGCCUAUCACAUGCGCGUUAUCAUGCAUGAGACCCAGGAUGCUCGUAAUUUUGUAGACCUCUGCAAAAUUGCGGGUCUCCAGGCACCCAUUUAUGCGAAGGUCGAUGCCUUCACGCGCGGGUUCUUCUCCCCCAGACAACUCUACCAGGUCCGCGAGUGGGUGCGCCAGUUUGACUGGUCAUCUGCGUUCCAGAUCGAAGCACUUCUCCACAAUGGGCUUUUGCACACCGAAGACCUACUCGUUCAUCUCAAGACACCCAUUGCCAACCUGUAUGCGCGAGACCAUGCGCUUGCUGCCGAUGUUCUUCGCCACUUCACUGAAGCGCUUCGCUGUCGUGACGCACGAGAGAGCCCUGUGGCACCACUUCCCCUCCCUCCUGGCUACUUCCCCUGUCAUCAUGUCACGUUCACUCCUACGCGAAUGAUCCUGGAGGGUCCGUAUGUUAUCCAGUCGAAUCGUGUGAUCCGCCAGUACCCAGACCACCAGGAGCAUUUUAUCAGAGUCGAUUUCAGGGACGAGGACCGCCUGCAGUACCGUUGGGCACGAGAGGUUGAUGGCACGUCACUUCUAGUGGACCGUGUGGGUGGCCUUCUCAAGAAUGGCUUUGAGCUUGCGGGGCGUCAGUUCGAGUUUCUCGCUUACUCGCAGUCGGCCUUGCGCGAGCACGCUGUAUGGUUCGUUAACCCUUUCUGGCACCCGGUACGUGGACACGUGGACGCGCAGACAAUCCGCGACAGUCUCGGUGAUUUCUCUGGGGUAAUCAUGCAGCCGUCCAAAUACGCAGCGCGCAUCGCCCAGGCAUUCACUGCAACAGAUCCUUCGGUCACUGUCACCCGCCAGCAGUGGGAACAGGUCGAUGACUUGGAUGGCGUUGGCACGAUUUCAGUCGAGCUCGGGGACAGAAUCUGGGAUGCCCUCUGUAGAGCCAUGCCGGAGGGCCGACAUAAGAAGUCGGUGAAGCCGUCUGCUUAUCAAAUCCGCUUCCUAGGCUUCAAGGGCAUGGUGGUGAUUGAUGAGCGACUAGAAGGUAUCAAGAUGCGCCUGAGGCCUUCGAUGAACAAGUUUAAGGCGCUUGAUGAAGAAAAUGGCGAGGUCGAGAUCGCCCGUGCGUUCGACCGGCCUGGCACUUCAUACCUAAAUCGGCCGUUGAUCAUGCUCUUGGAAGACCGUGGCGUGGACAAACAAAUCUUCAUCACCCUCCAAGAACGUGCAAAAAUGGAAAUUCAUACUGCGAGCGACUCCAUGGAACGCUUCGUCGGCCUGCUCAAAGCGCACAAGCUCGGAACAAGUUUCGGACUUGACUUCAUCGUGCGAGGCCUUCGCUCCAUUGGAAUGGGUUUCAAGCACGAGAAAAAUGUCAAGGUGUUGCAAGACCCGUUCAUCGACCGUCUGAUCCACUUCGCAAAGAACCAUGUGCUCAGAGACGUCAAGCAUGGGGCAAAGAUCCCCAUACCGGAUAGUUACUUGCUCGUAGGAGUCGCAGACGAGGGGCCGGCAUACGAGAAGGAGGGUGUCGAGAAUGUCUACUCCCUCAAGGAGGGUGAAAUUUAUGCAUGCAUCCAGUAUCCAGAUGAUCCCGAACCGACCUACAUCAAAGGCUCAGUCGUCAUCUCGCGAAGUCCUGUUGUCCAUCCUGGAGAUAUCCAGCGAGUCUAUGCCAUAGGCAAAUCCCCUGAUGACAAGGUGUGCUUCUUCCGCAAUUCCAAGAACGUCGUAGUCCUACCGUCGACCGGUACCCGUUCCCUUGCAUCCUGUCUUGGAGGUGGCGAUCUUGAUGGGGACUUGUACUCGAUCGUUCGCUACGGUCCAUUGCUUCCUACUGAGCACGCGGAACCGGCAUCAUAUGAAGGCGUGAAUGGGCACUUCCUCGACCGUCCAAGCACAGUAGACGACAUAUGUGACUUCGUCGUCGAGUAUCUGAAUUCAGAUGUCCUGGGUCUGCUGUCAGACAAUCAUCUCAUCAUCGCAGAUCAAUCGAAGCAUGGUACGAAGGACGAUCGGUGCCUGGAGCUUGCCCGCCUAUGCAGCCAAGCAGUCGACUAUCCCAAGAACGGUGAACCCGUGGACAUCUUCGAUUCGCCUCGACGAUUGAUCCCUUACAAGCCAGAUUGGCAUCAGGCUGAGGACCCCAAUCCCCGUGAUACCGACUACUACAUCUCGGCCCGUGCGCUGGGCGACAUGUUCCGGAAUAUUGCCCUGAUUGACCCAUCAACUCUGGUACCCGCCACACCUCUCGCUGGUCCGGUCUCGAAAACGAGGCCUCUGUCGGACGCGAUCUCGCUUCACCUGAAGCCAUACAUCCAGGCGCAGCUUCGCCACUUCGACAACGACGAAGGCGAAGUCGGAGAGAUGUCCACGUUGUUCCAGGCCUUCGUGGAGGAGCUGCGCUUCAUCUGCAUGACGCACUCGCUAUCCGAAGCACCCGAAAUGCGGCUCACGGAGGAGGAAGUUGCGAUUGGCACCAUCGUCGCUAAGUGCUCGCAGAAGCGGUGGCGCUCCGACCGGACGCAGACAAUGAAGUUGCAUGCCUCAAUGCUGGGACGCGAUAUUGGCAACAAGCUGUUCCAGCAGACUGACGCCCGCAACAAGGCGGCCUUCGGCGCGAACAUCUUUGGCCUAAUCGCGCUGAGGGUGAUGUUCAACACGCUCGAGCAGCUCGGCGGUCUUACCAUCGUGCAGCAACAGGUAGAGGAGAACCCGGAGGAUUCUGGUAGCGAGUCUGAGGAGUACGCCAACAUCUUUGCUUGA
Messenger RNA from Fomitopsis serialis, 3828 nucleotides. RefSeq names its product RdRP-domain-containing protein. Gene Ontology annotation, molecular function: RNA-directed RNA polymerase activity. Lineage: Eukaryota; Fungi; Basidiomycota; Agaricomycetes; Polyporales; Fomitopsidaceae. Bases 268 to 3828 code for a protein of 1186 amino acids. Gene Ontology annotation, biological process: siRNA processing. The transcript has 20 exons. Gene Ontology annotation, cellular component: nuclear RNA-directed RNA polymerase complex. The record is from RefSeq and is a predicted model, not a curated record.